Molecule: messenger RNA, 2703 nt
Organism: Penicillium chermesinum
Lineage: Eukaryota; Fungi; Ascomycota; Eurotiomycetes; Eurotiales; Aspergillaceae
Product: snoRNA-binding rRNA-processing protein PWP2
Exons: 5
Coding region: 1-2703 (900 amino acids)
Biological process (GO): ribosomal small subunit assembly; maturation of SSU-rRNA from tricistronic rRNA transcript (SSU-rRNA, 5.8S rRNA, LSU-rRNA)
Cellular component (GO): small-subunit processome; Pwp2p-containing subcomplex of 90S preribosome
Molecular function (GO): protein binding
Source: RefSeq, a predicted model, not a curated record
AUGAAGACCGAUUUCAAGUUCUCCAACCUUUUGGGGACGGUCUACCGUCAGGGCAACUUGCUCUUUACUCCGGAUGGAAAUUGCUUGCUUUCGCCGGUGGGCAAUCGAGUCUCUGUAUUUGAUCUAGUACAGAACACAUCGUAUACCCUUCCAUUUGCGCAUCGGACGAACAUCGAUCGCUUGGCUCUAGCACCCCGGGGCAAUUUACUGCUAACGGUUGAUCAAACCGGUCGUGCUAUUCUGACCAAUUUCCAUCGCCGUAUCGCAAUUCACCACUUCUCCUUCAAGGGCCGCGUGACUGCCCUCAGCUUCUCUCCAUCGGGUCGGCAUUUCGCGGUGGGUGUGGGCAGACGCCUGCAAAUCUGGCAAACCCCCUCGACUCCCGGCACUGAAACCAAUGGCGAGAUUGAAUUCGCACCAUUUGUUCUGCAUCGCGACCUCGCAGCACACUUCGACAGUGUACAGAAUAUCGAAUGGUCGAGCGACUCUCGAUUCUUGCUCACAGCCUCCCGAGAUCUGACUGCGCGCGUUUGGAGCUUGGACCCAGAAGAGGGCUUUGAACCCACAACUCUGGCUGGCCACCGUCAGGGCGUCGUCGCAGCUUAUUUCAGUGCUGAUCAAGAACUGAUCUACACUGUUAGCCAAGACGGUGCUCUAUUCCGCUGGGAGUAUAUUUCCAAAAAAGACCCCGAAACUGACGAAGACAUCGAUGAGCCGCGAUGGAGAAUUGUGAAGAAAGACUUUUUCAUGCAAAACGACGCCAAGGUCAAUUGCGCUGCAUUCCAUGCAGCUUCUAAUCUUCUGGUUGUAGGCUUUUCAAAUGGUCUAUUUGGGCUGUACGACUUGCCAGAGUUUAACACGAUCCAUCAAUUAAGUAUAUCUCAGAGCAAUAUUGAUGUCGUCACUAUCAACAAGUCAGGAGAAUGGCUAGCCUUUGGGUCCUCCAAACACGGCCAGCUUCUAGUGUGGGAAUGGCAGUCGGAAUCAUACAUUCUCAAACAGCAAGGGCAUCUCGAUUCUAUGAAUGCACUUGUUUACUCCCCGGACGCCCAAAGGAUUGUGACAACUGCCGAUGAUGGUAAGGUCAAGGUGUGGGACGUCAAGUCAGGCUUUUGUAUUGUGACAUUUACGGAGCACAGCAGUGCCGUAACUGCAUGUCAAUUCGCCAAGAAAGGCAAUGUCCUUUUCACCGCUUCGCUGGACGGUUCAAUUCGAGCCUGGGAUUUGGUGCGCUACCGUAACUUCCGGACGUUUACCGCACCAUCGCGCCUUUCAUUCUCAUCUCUGGCCGUCGACCCUAGUGGAGAAGUGGUUUGUGCUGGAUCUCCCGAUUCUUUUGACAUUCACAUUUGGUCCGUGCAGACCGGUCAGUUGCUUGACCAGCUGUCCGGCCACGAAGGGCCAGUAUCUUGCCUCGGCUUCGCUGCGGAUGGCAACCACCUUGUCAGUGGCAGUUGGGACCAUACCGUUCGAAUUUGGAGCAUUUUUGGUCGAACACAAACCAGUGAACCUUUGCAACUGAUGUCAGAUGUCCUCAGCGUUGCUUUCCGGCCUGAUGGUAAACAGAUUGCAGCCUCGAGCCUCGACGGCCAGUUAUCGUUCUGGUCUGUCGAAGAUGCCGUUCAACAGGGCGUAGUGGAUGGUCGUCGGGAUGUUUCAGGUGGUCGCAAGAUCACCGACCGCACUACCGCUGCCAAUGCUGCAGGUACAAAGGCUUUCAACCGCAUCACUUACAGCGCAGACGGCAGCUGUGUCCUUGCAGGCGGUAACAGCAAAUUUAUCUGUCUGUAUGACGUGGGGAUGGGGGCUCUGAUCAAGAAGUUUACUGUCUCCGUGAACACCUCUCUGGAUGGCACUCAGGAAUACCUGAACAGCCGCGACCUUACCGAGGCUGGUCCUCGUGCUCUCAUUGACGAGACCGGAGAGGCUUCUGACCGCGAAGAUCGUAUUGACCGCACUCUGCCGGGCGCAAAACGUGGCGUUGAUGCUGGCGCACGGAAAACGCGCCCAGAAGUACGGGUGACAUCCGUUGAUUUUGCUCCAACUGGACGCGCCUUCUGCGCAGCAUCCACCGAGGGACUUCUCAUCUACAGUCUAGACACUGAAUUUGUAUUCGAUCCAUUUGAUCUGGAUAUCUCAAUCACCCCCUCAACUAUUCUGGCCACUCUUGAGGCUGCUCAAAAAGCAGCCGCUUCAAAUACGGCCGAUGACGACAAUACUUUCCUCAAGGCCCUCAUCAUGGCUUUCCGUUUGAACGAAUCAAAGCUCAUUCGCGCCGUCUACGAAGCCAUUCCUCCUUCGGAUAUCCCGCAUGUGGUCAAGUCCGUUCCUACAGUCUAUCUGCCCCGACUGCUACGCUUUGUUGCGCACGCGGCAGAAGAGACGCCCCACCUGGAGUUCAACUUGUUGUGGAUCCAAGCGCUUUUCAGUGCUCACGGCCGAUACUUCAAAGACAACUCGGGGACAUUUGCCACAGAGUUGCGGGCUGUUCAGCGUGCCGUGGAGGACAUCAGCGAAAAUCUAAAGCGGUUGACAGAUAAGAACCUCCAUAAUCUGAACUAUCUUCUCUCCAAGCCAGUCCUUGCAGAGAGAAAGCCAGCAAGUGCUUUGCUGGCUGUCGCUGCAGGGGACGAGGAAGAGGCUGAUGAUCAGAUGGUGGAUGCCGACGAUGAUGACGAAGGCGGAUGGAUCGGGCUGGAGUGA